UGCCUAUUCUGGCAGUGGCAUGGUUGGAUUUUCAAAACCUAAUAAAGAGGCAAAGCCUUAGGAGAUAUUGACCAUAUUUGUAGGGUCCCAAAUCUAUCCAAUGCCUCAAGCCAGUACCUAACCUGACGACCAUCUCUCUCCUUCUCUUGCUCUCGCAUGGCCCCCUCCCAUUCUGGUUCAUCAACGUCCAUUGAUGGGAGAGUCCAGACCUCGAACCAGCGCCGCUACCUCCAACGAUAUCGAACCUCCGACACCAACAACCCCUAAAACGCCAAGGGCUCCUUCAACACCACGCCAACCGGUCUCCCUUGUCCAGCCAUCCCAGAAGCACAAGAAACAUAAGCCGAGAGUCCUUCGUGUCUUUCGAUCCGUUUUUCGUUCAUUCCCUAUCAUUACCCCAGCAUGCAAGUUCCCAAGCCUCCCUGGCGGGAUACCAGACCCUCAUAAAAGCAUUACAUCGGGGACCCGAGUGACGGGAACUUUAUUCGGGUAUCGUAAAGGUAGGGUAAGUCUUUCCGUGCAAGAGACCCCUAGGUGCCUCCCUUCUUUAGUUGUUGAGUUAGCCAUGCAAACAAAUGCGCUACAAAAGGAAUUGGGUGCAGGGAUGGUAAGGAUUGCCCUGGAAUGUGAAAAGAGAGCUGAAAAAGACAGGAUAAAGCUAUUCGAAGAGCCUUUGUGGACAAUGUAUUGUAAUGGGAAAAAAGCAGGGUACGGGGUUAAGCGGGAUGCGACGGAGGAGGAUUUGAACGUGAUGGAACUCCUCAAGGCGGUGUCAAUGGGGGCCGGGGUGUUGCCAGGGAAUUCUGAGACUGAGGGCAUAGAUGGAGAGUUGGCCUACAUGAGGGCCUAUUUCGAGCGUGUUGUUGGCUCCAAGGAUUCCGAGACUUUGUACAUGAUAAGCCCGGAUGGGAAUAAUGGGCCUGAGCUCAGUGUAUUUCUCGUCAGGAUCUGAUUCUGAUCCAGUUAGUACACGUAAAAAAUGUGAGAGUUGAUUAAGAGGUUGACGAGGCUGCCACGUGGAGGAUAUAGGCAUGCAUCAUGGGGUCCGCUGAUUAACGUUGAUGAUGUUGAUCGAUGAAUGUAUAUCCUCCCUGGUGAGUGAAAGGUUGAUAGAGAUCUUAGAUGCAAGUUGGGUAGAGAGUCAAGUUAUUAAGUGGAUUGUUUAGGACAACCCCAUAAUUAAGGUGUUCUGGGAGGCCACCAAGGCACUAUUGUAUACAUUUUCUUUUUUCAUUUUUCUUUCUAACGAGGGAUUUUCUUUUUCAUUUUUCAUUUUUCAUCAAUGUAUUGUACACAAUUGUAGCUUCUUUUUAACGGAAGGACCAAAUCAAAGAAAUUAAAAGGAUUGUUAACCA
Messenger RNA from Theobroma umbraticum, 1355 nucleotides. RefSeq names its product MIZU-KUSSEI-like protein (Protein of unknown function, DUF617). Gene Ontology annotation, biological process: hydrotropism. The record is from RefSeq and is a predicted model, not a curated record. Lineage: Eukaryota; Viridiplantae; Streptophyta; Magnoliopsida; Malvales; Malvaceae.